Messenger RNA from Ruditapes philippinarum (Manila clam), 604 nucleotides. RefSeq lists its product as uncharacterized. The annotation marks the transcript as partial. The record is from RefSeq and is a predicted model, not a curated record. Lineage: Eukaryota; Metazoa; Mollusca; Bivalvia; Venerida; Veneridae. The transcript is spliced from 2 exons.
ACGAUUACAAAAGAGGUUGCAACCGACGAUAACAAAAGAGGUGUAACCGACGAUUAUAAAAGGGGUGCAACCGACGAUUACAAAAGAGGUGCAACCGACGAUAACAAAAGAGGUGUAACCGACGAUUACAAAAGGGGUGCAACCGACGAUUACAAAAGAGGUGCAACCGACGAUUACAAAAGAGGUGCAACCGAUGACUACAAAAGGGGUGCAACCGACGAUUACAAAAGAGGUGUAACUGAUGAUUACAAAAGAGGUGCAACCGACGAUUUCAAAAGAGGUGUAACCGAUGAUUACAAAAGAGGGGCAACCGACGAUUACAAAAGAGCAGCAAACGAUGAUAACAAGAGAGGCAGUUUUAGCUUCGAUGUUAGCUUCUUGAGAGGCCUAAGGCAGGGCUAAGAAAACCAUCGGAUAAAAAGGAAUAAAACGGUUCGCAAUUGCUAUGGCAACGACUGAUUGUACCCGGACUACGACACAGAUCUGUAGAACUCCUUUAGAACUCAUACUUGUUUUAUCCAUUUGCUGUUCAACUGCACAACAAAUUAUAAAAUAAUUCCUUGCAAAUAAAUGCAUUUUUCUCAUAAAAUAUGUUUUGUGUGCC